This is a messenger RNA of Brienomyrus brachyistius, 1273 nucleotides long. It is a transcript of the gene prdx6, whose product is annotated as peroxiredoxin 6. The record is from RefSeq and is a predicted model, not a curated record. Gene Ontology annotation, molecular function: peroxiredoxin activity. The transcript has 5 exons. Gene Ontology annotation, biological process: cell redox homeostasis; cellular oxidant detoxification. Gene Ontology annotation, cellular component: cytosol; mitochondrion. Bases 134 to 805 code for a protein of 223 amino acids. NCBI's taxonomy places the organism in Eukaryota, Metazoa, Chordata, Actinopteri, Osteoglossiformes, Mormyridae.
GCAGCACCGAUAUCACUUCCGGGUGUCGGUGCGUAUCUCCACGCUGACAGUGCAGACUGUGUUCUCUGUUCUGGUCUAUGAUUGUUAGACGUUUCUUUUCCUGUCUACUGGCAAACUAACUUCAGCCGCAAGGAUGCCCGGGAUACUGCUGGGAGACGUUUUCCCGGACUUCGAGGCGGACACCACCGUCGGGAGGAUCAGCCUGCACGCUUUCCUGGGAAACUCCUGGGGAGUCUUAUUCUCGCACCCACGUGACUACACCCCGGUGUGCACCACCGAGCUGGGCCGGGCCGCCAAGCUCAGCGCCGAGUUCCGCAAGCGUGACGUCAAGAUGAUCGCCCUGUCCCUCGACUCCGUGGAGGACCAUCUAGGUUGGAGCAAGGACAUCCUCGCCUACAAUAGCGACUCUUCCUGCAAUGCCUUGCCCUUCCCCAUCAUCGCGGACGACAAGCGGGAGUUAGCCGUCAAGCUAGGCAUGCUGGAUCCGGACGAGAGGGACAAGGACGGCAUGCCGCUCACAGCACGCUGCGUGUUUGUGAUUGGCCCAGACAAGAAACUGAAGCUGUCAAUCCUGUACCCGGCCACAACGGGGCGCAACUUCGACGAGCUGCUGCGGGUGAUCGACUCGCUGCAGCUGACCGCGCAGAAACGCGUGGCGACGCCAGUGGACUGGAAGCCAGGGGACAAUGUCAUGGUUGUUCCAAAUCUUUCUGAUGAUGAGGCUGCAUCCCUCUUCCCUUCCGGUGUGACUACCAAAGACCUGCCGUCUGGCAAGAAGUAUCUGCGGUACACUCCGCAGCCAUGAGGGGGCCCCAGAGAGCUGGCACUUUGAAACAACGUAGAUUACUUGAUGAAGAGCAGGGUCCCAGAUCUACCCACUGUGCUACCUGUAACUUUCUCUCUAAAUUGAACAUGCACACAUCACUAUGCCUUAACCAGGUGCAAUAUUUAUGGUAAGUCUGUUCAUACUAAAGGCGAGUAAAUGGAACAAUCUACGUACAAGGAAUAUACUGCAUCCAUUAUAUGCAUCUAGCUCACACUUAAUUCUGUCUGCUGCAGCCUGCAUAUUAGUUAGGGCUUUUCUGGUUGAUUUUUGUCUUUGGUUGUUUGACAAACAAUCCAGUGCUGUAGCCCUGCUGAUGGGUGGGACAUCUAAGGAAUACAUGAUUCCACCCUCUGUGCACUUACCAUUCACCAGUAAAUCAGCUGUGCUUGCAUAUCUGUGACCUACCUGAGGUCCUGUAAUAAAACAUCUUCAUUUCAGUCUAUUAAA